GAUAAUAUUUUUUUAAACAGAAUUUCGGAUUUAUUUUGUCAAUAAAAAAAAAAUUUACAUUUUGAAACAAUUUCGAAAGUAUUGCGUCUUAUUCAACAAACACUUGUUGACAUUCGUUGUCUUCCAAACAAAGGUUUGUAUUACUGUAGACUGCGGAAGAGAGAUUCUAAAAAAUUUAUUUAAAUUUCUAAAAGUUGAGAUAAAUAAGUGGAAAAAAAUCUUUAGAAAAUGGCUAUUGAUGCAAUCAGCUAUAUAUAUGCAGCGACUGUAGCUGCCGGAGGCAUAAUUGGUUACGUGAAAGCAGGUUCAAUACCGUCACUCGGUGCUGGACUCGCAUUUGGUGCCAUUUUGGGUUAUGGAGCACAUUUGAAUUCUCAAUCGCCGCCCAAGCCACUAUUUCAAUUAGGAGCUUCAUUGACAUUAGCGGGGUUGAUGUAUUUACGCUGGUCGAAAAGUGGAAAGCUAAUGCCAGCUGGGGUAAUUUGCCUAUUAUCUGCUGCUUCAUUUGUGCGCAACGUAGUUGUUUACAAUCAACAACUUCCGCUACCAGGACGAAGCCAAUGGUAGACGAAAUUAAAUACAUUCUUUGUAAAACGUUAGAAAACGAAAAAUAAAAUCUAAAUUGUGGGAAAGGAAAAAAUUUCAAUUAUCAUCUAUCAAUGAAUAUUU
Molecule: messenger RNA, 669 nt
Organism: Sitodiplosis mosellana (orange wheat blossom midge)
Lineage: Eukaryota; Metazoa; Arthropoda; Insecta; Diptera; Cecidomyiidae
Product: transmembrane protein 14 homolog
Exons: 6
Coding region: 229-567 (112 amino acids)
Biological process (GO): regulation of heme biosynthetic process
Cellular component (GO): mitochondrial membrane
Source: RefSeq, a predicted model, not a curated record